Messenger RNA from Podospora pseudocomata, 1842 nucleotides. RefSeq lists its product as uncharacterized. The record is from RefSeq and is a predicted model, not a curated record. The transcript has 2 exons. NCBI's taxonomy places the organism in Eukaryota, Fungi, Ascomycota, Sordariomycetes, Sordariales, Podosporaceae. Gene Ontology annotation, molecular function: flavin adenine dinucleotide binding; oxidoreductase activity, acting on CH-OH group of donors. Bases 1 to 1842 code for a protein of 613 amino acids.
AUGGACUCUGAGCACGAUUUCAUCAUUGUCGGCGGCGGCACGUCUGGGCUGGUGGUUGCGGCCCGGCUCACAGAGGAUCCAAACAUUUCGGUUCUUGUCGUUGAAGCUGGCACCGAGCACACCAACGACCCACGCAUCCGGACACCGGCCUUUUGGCUUUCUGUUUUGGGAUCACCUGACUUUGAUUGGGCUUACAAGACUGUCCCCCAGAAAGGACUUGAUGGCAAAGUCAUCCCCCUGUCGCAGGGCAAGCUCAUCGGUGGCUCAAGUGCUAUCAACGGCCUGGCGUUUGUGGCCAACUCCAAAGCUGCCGUUGAUGCCUGGGGUGCUUUCGGCAACCCGGGCUGGGACUGGGAGACCUUGGGCCCCUACUACAAGAAGUUCCACACUUUAGCACACCCAUCCGACGCUGCUGGCAAACACCUCCGUCUUUCCUAUGUCGAUGAAAGCGUCCGUGGCUGCGACGGCCCCAUCAAGGCAUCCUUCCCCGAAGAAUCCAAAGAUCCUCUUCCAAACGCCUGGGUCGACACCAUCGGGGCCCUGGGCUUCCCAGCCUCUGGAGAUCCCUUCAGUGGGAAAUUCUCUGGCGGUUAUGUCAACGCCUUGAGCGUUGACCCCGAGUCACGCACACGCAGUGAUGCGGCGACGGCCUAUUUCGAGCCUGCCAAAUCCCGUCCCAACCUCCAUGUUGUGACCAGUGCCCUCGCAGAAAAGAUUUUGUUCGACACUGCUGGCGCGAGUCCGAAGGCCGUUGGGGUCCAAAUCCAAAAGGACGGCAAGACUGUCACUCUCGCCGCCAAGAAGGAGGUCAUCCUUGCCGCCGGAGUCUUUGGGUCGCCAAAGCUUCUGGAGCUGUCGGGCGUUGGUAACAGAGAGCUUCUUGAGAAGCUAAACAUUCCGGUGGUUGUGGAUAACCCCAAUGUGGGCGAGAAUCUGCAAGAUCACCCCGUUUCCAGCGUGAGCUUUGAGGUUGAGGAGGGCGUCAAGACCAUCGAUGCUCUGACCCGACAGGAUCCCGAAGCCGUCGGUGCCGCGAUGCAAGAAUACAUGACCAACAAGUCAGGCCCCUUUGCUGUGGGCAACUUCACCGGGUCACUUCUACCCGUGGCCGACUUUGUCGGGCCUGAUGGAAAGUCUACCCUUGACCAGGUCAUCAAGCAGAUAACAGCUUCGAACCCCAGCCCGUCAUCUGGCGAUUUUACGCCUCAUCACACCGAGUUUGUGCACUCGGUCCUGGCAAACCGAGCAGAAGGUGCGGGAAACCUAUUCAUGUAUGCGGCCUGCGCCAAUGUGAAUCCCGACAGUGUGGGCGCCGACAUUAUUGUAAAGGAUGCGUCCCCCGCCAACUUUGUCACAAUCUGCGCGGCGCUGUGCUACCCGCUUUCACGUGGCAGCGCCCACAUCACGUCUUCCAACGCCGCGGACCUGUCGGUCAUUGACCCCAGAUAUCUGGAGCACCCUCUGGAUCUGGAAGUCCAGGCCCGUCUUCUGCGGUACGCAGAGACCAUUGUGCGCACCGAGCCCCUGAGCAAGUUCAUCAAGCGAGGCGGACGCCGGAACGCGGGGGCUCCCGCUGACCUCGGCGAUCUGGAUGUGGCAAAGCAAUACUCCAAGCUGUCGGCGCUCAGCUGCUGGCAUCCCACGAGCACCUGUGCCAUGCUUCCCCGUGAGCGGGGAGGUGUUGUGGAUGCUCGGCUGCAUGUUCACGGCGUCGAGGGCCUUCGCAUUGUCGAUUCCAGUAUCAUUCCUCUGGCCACGCGUGGCAACACCCAGACGACAGUGUACGCGGUUGCAGAGAGAGCUGCUGACCUUAUCAAGAAGGAAUACGGCAUUGGAAACUGA